Molecule: messenger RNA, 396 nt
Organism: Blepharisma stoltei
Lineage: Eukaryota; Ciliophora; Heterotrichea; Heterotrichida; Blepharismidae
Source: the annotation of a GenBank genome assembly
AUGGGUAUUUUAGGAAAAAAUGAAUAUAUAGAAACAAUAGAAUCCUUGGUGAAAAUUAAAGCCAGAGAAAGUUUAAUAAUAGUAUUGCAUAUGCAGAAUCAGACUGACAUGGAUUGAUCCAAGUUCAAAAUCAGCAGAAUACUCGCAAUUAUCACCCUUUUAUAUCAUUUAGAUAUAGCAAUCGGACAGAGUAAAUGCCUAUUUAAUUAUCUCUUUAAUAUUAUUGAUAAUAUUGACAUAUGUUUUUUAUACUGUGCAAAUCCUACACUUUUAAGAUCUAACUUCUGUGUUUCUGGAAACAAAGAUAAUCUAAUAAGUGUUAGGAAGACAUUAAAUAAAUUAAAGUCUUUCAAUGGCGAUUUUAUUAAAUUCUGACUAAUCUUUUAUUUGUUUUAG